AUGGACUUCAAAUCCCUGAUGUCGGCUCAGAUCGCCAAAUCCAAGCCACCGCUGUCAAAGUCUCCUUCCUCGCCCUCCCCAACCCCCGACUCACCCGCUUCCACAGCAGCGGCAAAUAAAUACGUCCGCCGCGCCGACCUCGAAGCCUCGCGACAAGCCGAGUACCUCGCCGAACAGGCCAGACUCUCAGCCGAACGGGAAGAACGUCUCGCGAAGAAACGGAAACUCGAGGAGGAGGAGGCCGAGCGGGAUGCGCGCAGGGAGGCAAAGCUGCGGAGACUGGCGGAGGAGUCACGGCGGAGGAGAGAAGAGGAGGAGAAGGAAGAAGAAAGGAGACGGAGAAAACGCCUCGGACUGCCCGAAGUACCAGAACAGCUCGUCCUCGAGGACGGCAAGACGGAGAAAAGUGAAGCAGGCACAGGUGAAAUUGGAGACGAUAUCCCCGAUGAUGAGUUGCGAAAGAAACUCCGCCAAAUCAGUGAACCGGCUACUCUCUUCGAUGAAGACUACUCUGCGCGACUGAAGCGCUAUUACUCCGUCACCCGGAAAGCCCUGACGGCUUCUUCACAGAAGCUGAGCAAUGGACCUAUCCCGACCACACUAGAACCCGUCGAGGAAAAGGACAUGCUCCUCCCUUCAACCCUCCCACUUCAAGCAGGAACAGAAGAAUACACAUUCCUCCACCGCCAGCUUGCGUCCUACUUCACCCUCCUACUCACCGAGUGGUCACACGCGCUCGCUGAGCGAGACGAGUCGGUCAAGCAAUCCUCCAGCGGCAAAGCCGCCUACAACAACUACCUCGUCGUGUUGAAGGACCUCACUCCUCUGUUCCGGCACUUCGAGAAACAAUCCCUCGACUCGGACUUGCUGGAACCGAUCUGUAAGAUUGUGCGCUCUGCUCAGAAGAGACGGUACGUCGAGGCAAACGACGAGUACCUCACCUUGUCAAUCGGCAAAGCCGCCUGGCCAAUCGGUGUGACUAUGGUGGGCAUCCACGAACGAUCUGCGCGGGAGAAACUGCAUGAGAGCUCGAGCGGGAAACAGGCGCAUAUCAUGAGCGACGAGGUCACGCGCAAGUUCCUGCAGAGCAUCAAGCGGUGCAUCAGUUUCGCCCAGACGAGGUGGCCGCCGGAAGAUUUGGGCCAGUUGAUGGGAUGA
Molecule: messenger RNA, 1158 nt
Organism: Fonsecaea multimorphosa CBS 102226
Lineage: Eukaryota; Fungi; Ascomycota; Eurotiomycetes; Chaetothyriales; Herpotrichiellaceae
Exons: 1
Coding region: 1-1158 (385 amino acids)
Biological process (GO): RNA splicing; generation of catalytic spliceosome for second transesterification step
Cellular component (GO): U2-type post-spliceosomal complex; U4/U6 x U5 tri-snRNP complex; U5 snRNP
Source: RefSeq, a predicted model, not a curated record